Branchiostoma belcheri (Belcher's lancelet) is the source of this 378-nucleotide messenger RNA. RefSeq lists its product as uncharacterized. The record is from RefSeq and is a predicted model, not a curated record. The transcript is spliced from 3 exons. Bases 1 to 378 code for a protein of 125 amino acids. Lineage: Eukaryota; Metazoa; Chordata; Leptocardii; Amphioxiformes; Branchiostomatidae.
AUGAGGGGCCUGCUUACUGCUGUCUCUCUGGUCAUCAUCUGCCAGGACUUUGUCAACGGCAAUGAAUGGUUGCAAAUAUUUGCUACCUUGAACGGGACCGGACAGACGACCAUUGACGCCUGGAGUGCCGGCCCUGGUGUCAGCGUCUUACACGACAAGAACCCGCUUGUUGAGCAGUGGGGAUCGCUUGACAUCAAACAGGUGAAGAUCGUACUUGAGAGCUCCAGCGGAGAUGUCGAGUUGAUCUUUAACGGAGAAAACACGGACAAGUUCAGCUGGUUUUCCCAGUCUCGUCUGCUCUCAUCUCCGUGGGACGACAUCCAAACUCAGCCUAAAAACUACUUCUCCAUUGUAGGAGACUCUGACAACGAACGGUAA